Lutzomyia longipalpis is the source of this 733-nucleotide messenger RNA. Its product is annotated as guanine nucleotide-binding protein subunit gamma-1-like. The coding region runs from base 250 to 462 and encodes 70 amino acids. Gene Ontology annotation, biological process: G protein-coupled receptor signaling pathway. The record is from RefSeq and is a predicted model, not a curated record. Lineage: Eukaryota; Metazoa; Arthropoda; Insecta; Diptera; Psychodidae. Gene Ontology annotation, cellular component: heterotrimeric G-protein complex. The transcript has a single exon. Gene Ontology annotation, molecular function: G-protein beta-subunit binding.
CGAGGCUUUCGUCAUGGGAUAGUCCGCCAUUGUGUCUGUCAUCCGCCAUUGCGUGAAAAAUUACUCAUUCGCACUGCGAAAAAAUUGUUUUCUUUGCAAAAAAAACAUCCCGCUGGGCGUGCGUGAGCGGCGUGUGCACGAAGGAAAGAAGAAGCAAAGAGAGAAAUUACCUGCAGGCGUUUGUGGGCUUUCGUGUGCGUGUGCGUUAAGGAAACAGCCAUCAAGAUAGGCCUGUCGGAGACUGCGGUUAUGGAUAUAAUGGCUUCGAAUCUCCAGCAACAGCGAGCCAUUGUGGACCAGCUGCGCCGUGAGGCCUCCAUGCAGCGUAUUAUGGUGUCCCAGGCGUGCGUGGACAUCGUCAAGUACGUGUCGGAGCACGAGCAGGAGGAUUGCCUCCUUGUGGGCUUCAGCAGUCAGAAGGUCAACCCAUUCCGGGAGAAGAGCUCAUGUGUUGUCCUCUAAGCGAUGGGGCCCGCGUGUGUGCCCCCGUAAAUGCUUCGCUGUUUCACUUUUCAUGCGUAUAAAUCGAUGUCACACUGUGUGUUGUCCUCCUAACAUGGCAGGAGUAGGACCAACAGAGCUCCUGUCCUGGCCCUCUGAGGAGGAACUGCUGAAGAACUGAGCGCCUCCUCAAACAAAAAAUAUAUAAUGUUAUUUAUUCUUCUCUGAAAUUUUCCUAUUUUCACAUAAAAAACACCAAAAGAAAAUAAAUAUUUGUAACACUGUCGGAAAA